This is a messenger RNA of Tilletiaria anomala UBC 951, 2001 nucleotides long. RefSeq lists its product as uncharacterized. The record is from RefSeq and is a predicted model, not a curated record. Gene Ontology annotation, molecular function: DNA-binding transcription factor activity. Gene Ontology annotation, biological process: regulation of DNA-templated transcription. NCBI's taxonomy places the organism in Eukaryota, Fungi, Basidiomycota, Exobasidiomycetes, Georgefischeriales, Tilletiariaceae. The transcript has 2 exons. The coding region runs from base 354 to 1934 and encodes 526 amino acids.
CUGGCCCCAUUACUUCACAUCUUAGGUCAGCACGCUGGCAAACAAUCCCCGGCCAUGCAUCCAUCGCACACCUCCAUCCUCACCCAUACCGACAGCAACACGUCCAUCACGCGUCUUCAGUAGUAGGCGUCUCCACGCCGCGACGGCAUCCAUUCGACGCUUUGGGACGCGAUCGCUCGCGCCAGUGGAGGGGUUUGACAUCACAAUCACACUGCCGGCACCCUUCCAUAUGACAUAUGUUCUGAAUCGCGUCGUCAACGCGUCAAUAUUGCCUGCCCUUCUAGGCACUUAUCACCUGACACGCGUGGAUUGACGCUCAACGAAGAGCAAGUACAAAGGGUGAGCUCGAUAAAAUGAAUGCGUUGCAAGAUUCGCGCUUUCAACAACAAGGUGCAGCUGCGGCGGCAGCUGGUGGUGGUGGUAGUGGUAGCGGGCCUCUUUCGGGCGCUCGGGAUUCACGCACGGCGCCAUCGGUCGAGCAAGCAGAACAGCAACACGUCGAAGCGCAGCUCAAAGGACAUGCGCAACCGUUUCAGCCCCACGCCCCCGGGCAAGGACAUCAUUUCCCCCCCCAUCAUCAUCACCAGCAGCAGCGUCACGCGCUAGGCCACGGCGAUCAGCAACACCAAGGCGAUGCAGCCGAUUCAUCCUGGUAUACGCAGUCAAUGCCACCGGAGAACUGGCGCUCGAGCUCAGACGUAAGGGAUGCGGAAAACUCAGCUGCAGCUGUCGCGUUGGCAGCUGCGGCUGCGGAGGCUUCGCGCCACGCGCAUACGCAUGGACAUGGGCAAGCACAAGGGCCAGCAGACCCUGACAACCAGGGCCAGGGCCAAGAUCGCCGGGGCACCGGACCACCUCCGCCGCCGCCGCUAGAGUAUUAUUCGCAGGAGCCAGGUGUGCCCGAUUCAGCACAAGUACCAUGCGCCGAAGGCUCCACCGUCGCUGGCGCGGGAGCAGCAGGGCCAGCUGCCGGAAACGGUACAGCGGCCGACCGCGAUGCUUCUGUCCCAACCUGUGAUGCAGCCGACCUGAUUAAUACUGCCGACGGGCAGGCCGUUUCCGGCAAGCGCAAACGCGGGAUCAGAGAUGUUGACCCGAGUAAACGCGCGGCACAGAAUCGCGCUGCGCAGAAGCGGUUCAGGGAGAAGAGGGACGAGAAGUACCGCAGACUCGAGGAAGCACAGCAGACGUUCGAUGCACUCAAGGCGGCGCGCGACGAGCUGGCUACGCAGCUGACAUCCUUCGCGGCGGAGCGGGAAGAGUUACGUGCGCGAAUCUUGGCAGCCGAGAUGAUAGCGAGCGAUCUGCGGGCCGAGAGCACGCAGCUGCGCGCAGCGCUCGAUGGCGAGGUCGAAGCUGUGUACACGCAGCUGCGCGAGGAGAACAUGAACCUCAAAGGCGCACUACGGGCCUUUGCAGGCGGCAAUGGCCAAGUGCAGGCGCAGAUUCAGCACUCGGGUCUGCCAGGCGCAACGAACGCUGUCAUCGCCGGCAACAGUACCAAUGCGCCUGAAGGCGCUAGUGCCACUGGUAGUAGCAGCGGAAACCCGGAGGGGAUCGAGCAGAUCCUGCAGCAGUAUCACAUUCCAUACCCAGGUUUCACUCCUUCCGCUCCUGCUGCGGAUGCACCUGGCAUGACGACUGACCCAACCGGCGCGACUGCAUCGGCGACGAACACUACUGAUACCUCAUUGCAGCCGCCUGGGCAGUCAUUGACAUCAGCACCCGAUGAGAAGUCAGCGCCAGCACCAGCAGCUUCCGGCUCGCAACCCGCCGGCGGCACCAGCCUUGUCCCUGGUCUUGGCACACGUGCCGGACCGCUCGACCACCUCGUCACGGCUGCUGCUUCGGCGCCGCGAGCAGACACGUCCACGACCGCUGGUGCAGGCAGGCGCCAGACGCGAGGGUCAACAACGACGGCGACUGCGUUGUAAUUAUUUCCCAUAGUAUCAUGCUACAAUUUUUUCGGAGCGGUCUCUCUCGCAUGCAUUAUACGCAUUC